Molecule: messenger RNA, 606 nt
Organism: Emericellopsis cladophorae
Lineage: Eukaryota; Fungi; Ascomycota; Sordariomycetes; Hypocreales; Bionectriaceae
Exons: 1
Coding region: 1-606 (201 amino acids)
Source: RefSeq, a predicted model, not a curated record
AUGGCAUCUGGCAAUAUUGACCCCUCCCGCUACGGCCCAGGCCUGCACAACACUGAACAUUGCCACAUUGUCAAGACGCUCCUUUCUCGUGGCCACCACGAAGCUCUCGGCAGCUGCCCUCUCUACAACGACCAGGACAAGUACUCUUGCAAUGGUCACCGAGUCGGCUGCUGGCGAGCCAUGCGCAUUCGACUCUAUCGUACUUUUGUACUGGCAUGCACUGUGCGCCUUGACCAGUUUCGCGCCGUCCAGGCCAAGCAGUCUGUCGAAGACAUGAUGGAAAACCUCGGUGAUUCGAGCCGCAUUUUUGAAGGCGGUUACUGUGACUCUCCCUUUGUGUGCAGCUGCUUCCCAGGCGUCAAGAGGGUCUUCGCCCUCAAGGCUGGCCAUGUCGACACCACCCCUGUCGCCCACGGUGUAGCUUAUGAUACCUGGUGGGAGUUGGUCAGCGAGGAGGUCUGCCCAGUGCAGACUGAGGAGUCCUUUGAUGAUCCAACUGCCGUUUUGGAGCAUGCGAUGAACUCAAUGGAAUGUUCGGAUACGUGGGGCGAGCUUAUUGAGAAGAUGGAGCAGUUUGGCGAGGGGGACACUGAAAUGACUGGUUGA